GUCGGAUAAAGAUGAGGGCGAGCGAGAAUUCGAAUGCAAGAGCCUCUGCUGGUUUGAACGUGUCCAAUUUGCAUGCUGUGUUGAGCGAGGAUCCCGAGGUGUCGAUCCUAAACGGUGUUACCUUAUCCCUCGAGCCCGGCGAAGUAGUGGCCCUCCUUGGCCCCAAUGGGUGCGGGAAGAGCAGCCUUGCCAGAACUAUCAUGGGUGAUUCGCAAUAUGAAGUUACUCAUGGUAGAGUAGAGAUGACCGGUGAGGACGUACUUAGCUUGGAUGUCGACGAGCGUGCUUCGAAGUUGGGGCUCUUCAUGUCCUGGCAGGCACCGGUAGAGGUGCCCGGUCUAACGAACUUCACUUUAUUGCACGCCGCGGUGAAUGCAU
This is a messenger RNA of Perkinsus marinus ATCC 50983, 378 nucleotides long. RefSeq names its product abc transporter, putative. The annotation marks the transcript as partial. The transcript has a single exon. Lineage: Eukaryota; Perkinsozoa; Perkinsida; Perkinsidae. Gene Ontology annotation, molecular function: ATP binding; ATP hydrolysis activity. The record is from RefSeq and is a predicted model, not a curated record.